Molecule: messenger RNA, 6208 nt
Organism: Ixodes scapularis (black-legged tick)
Lineage: Eukaryota; Metazoa; Arthropoda; Arachnida; Ixodida; Ixodidae
Gene: Asator
Product: tau-tubulin kinase 1
Exons: 9
Coding region: 313-3486 (1057 amino acids)
Biological process (GO): signal transduction; peptidyl-serine phosphorylation
Cellular component (GO): nucleus; cytoplasm
Molecular function (GO): ATP binding; protein serine/threonine kinase activity
Source: RefSeq, a predicted model, not a curated record
CAGCGAGAGACCUCGGGACGUCCUGACGCGGCCGGCGGUGCUGCGCGGGAGAGCAGCGGUGCAUUGCGGGAAAGCGAGCUUCGACGGGCGGGGGGAGUCCGCCUCCGCGCGCACCCGCUAGAGGCGGCGCGGUCGGCCCGCUCCGCGCGGGGCAUCUCGGGAUGGGCGUGCUCAACAUGGCCGUGGCCGCUGGUCUCCGGCUCUGCCUGCCAAGGACGGCGGCGACCAACCCUCCGGUACAGCUAUAAUGGCGAGGCGUCGUGCGAUGACGAGGAGGACGACCAGCCCAACGAGUCCAGCUGCCGGCCCACUAUGACGAGCGAAGACCUGCUCCAGCCUGGACACGUGGUCAAGGAGCGCUGGAAAGUGGUCAAGAAGAUCGGCGGCGGAGGCUUCGGAGAGAUCUACGAGGGCCUCGACCUGGUCACCAAAGAGCUGGUGGCGCUCAAGCUCGAGUCCGCCAAGCAGGCCAAGCAGGUGCUCAAGAUGGAGGUGGCCGUGCUCAAGAAGCUCCAAGGUCGAGAGCACGUGUGCCGCUUCAUCGGAUGCGGCCGCAACGACCGCUUCAACUACGUCGUGAUGCAGCUGCAGGGCAAAAACCUGGCCGAGCUGCGGAGGUCGCAGCCCCGCGGCGCCUUCUCGCUGAGCACCACGCUGCGCCUGGGGCUACAGAUCCUCAGGGCCAUUCAGAGCAUCCACGAGGUCGGCUUCCUGCACAGGGACGUGAAGCCCUCCAACUUCGCCAUGGGACGGCACCAGCACAACUGCCGCAAGGUGUACAUGCUGGACUUCGGGCUGGCCCGGCAGUACGUGACCACCACCGGGGAAGUCAGGCCCCCCAGGGCGGCCGCCGGGUUCCGGGGCACCGUUCGCUACGCCUCCGUCAACGCCCACCGGAACAAGGAGAUGGGAAGGCACGACGAUCUCUGGUCCCUGUUCUACAUGCUCGUGGAGUUCGUAAACGGGCAGCUUCCGUGGCGCAAGAUCAAAGACAAGGAGCAGGUGGGACUGAUGAAAGAGAAGUACGACCACCGGCUACUGCUCAAGCACCUCCCAUCGGACUUCCGGCAGUUCCUGGACCACAUCUCGUCCCUGGAGUACUACGACCGGCCGGACUACCCCGUGCUGGCGGGACUCUUCGAGCACUGCAUGAAGCGGCGUGGGGUGCGGGACUGCGACCCCUUCGACUGGGAGAAGGGUUACGCCGACAACUCGCAGACCACCACGGCGCCCGCCCUCACGCCCACGCUGGGGUCGAGGCCCGCGCAACCGGGGAGCGCUCCGCAAGGUGGUGUCGGGGCCACGGAGAACCAACUAGAAGAGAACGUGAUGGCCAGCUACGAGGAACGUGCGGACGAGCGGCAGCCACAGCAGCAGCCCCAGCCGGCGAGCAGGGACGGUGUCCCCCCGGAUGCCCACAUCCGGCCCCCGUGGGAGGGCCUCAAGAGGGUCCCCGGACCGGCCCCCGCCGCCCUCACCGAGAACAACAACCGGAACAACAACGUCCUGUCCCGGGAGGAACUGCAGAAGAUCGUCGUCAAGGAAAAGACGGCGGAUAACUCCGGCGUCGAAAACGGCCACGGCAACGAGACCAGCGAUCGGCCACAGCCGCCUCCACGGAUACAAGUGGACGCCGGUCCUCCCGUGGCACCUCAGGAGGCACCCGUGGGAGAGCCGGCUCCGAUUCGGCAAGAACUGCCCCUCAAGCUUCACGCGGGAAGCAACUUCGAGGAGAAGCCCACCGACGAGGAAGGCGUCAUCCAGGAGCCAUCGUCCAAAGAGCCGGCAGAGCAAGCCCCGCCCGAAGAUGUCCCCAAGGCCCCGGCAAUCACGCCUCCUACAGACCCCAAGGCUCCUCCGACGGAACAGCGGCAGUACCGGCGGCUGCACCGCAGGCCGUACCACCGCGACGUGUCCCUCACGCAGUUCGCGGUAGCAGAUGACGACAACAUCUCGGCGAUGCAGCAGGUGACCAAAGGCGCCGCGGCCGCCAUGACGCUGGCCUCCAAGUGGCAGGCCUCUUUCGACGACAGUGAGGAGACCGACCACGACGAGAUGGACGACAACGCGCCGUCGCCCGAACACCGCGUUCUCAAGCGGGACUCGUCGGGCUUCGCUCUCGAGAAGCUGGCCCCGGUCAAGGCGGCCGGGCAAGAGGACGACGAGAGGCGGAAGCGACUCGAAGAAGGUCGCAUGGUCAUCCUUGAGGACUCCAAGCAGACCGUGCGGCGCGCCCUAUCCCACAAUCCAGCGGGCUCCGAGCGGCCCCCGCACGUCACCCUUGCGGGCUUCCCGCUGCAGGGCCCCGUGCCGCUCGGGCUACCGCGCGUGUGGAGCUGUCCAUCGAUGGCCUUCCACAUCAGGUCCCACCUGCAACCGCCGCUGCGCCAGCAGGCUUCGUUCGAUGACAACGUGUACGAGGUGGACGUGGCGCGAAACGUGGCCGCGCGGUCGAGCGAAGAGACCGAGGAGCGCCGGGCGUCGCUCCCUUCCAUCCACCUGCGCACGUCCGAAGAGGAAGCCCCCGAGGCCAGGGGUCCGGACGAGUCGGUCACCGAGAGCAGGUCCGUGCAGCGGUCGGCCAGCGCCCUGCCCCGGGGCAUCCUGAAGAAGCCCAGCGUGGAGCGGUCCUCUUCCCUAGGAAGCCGCAGGGACGACGUGUCUGGCGCCUCAGCGAAUGAGUCGAGGGACCCGCAGACCCCGGAGCGACCCUGGGCACCGUCGGCCAACGGCGUACUGACGCGGCUACAGUCCGACGAGCAGUCGGUCUACUUCGACGCCCCGGCGCCCAGGGAAGACCGCUGGUCCAUGGGCAACAUCGAGACCUCGCUGUGGCGCCAGUACCGACGCUCGGGCACCGACGCGGACGACGAGAACUCCAAGGACGAGUACGAGACGCCCCCGCGGGACGACCGCCAGAUGUCGGUGAUCAGCCUGUGCGAACUGCCCGAGGCCUUCCGGCUCCUGGGCCUGCACGACGGCGGCGGCGGCGGCCGGUCCGCCGACGAACUGCCGUCGCGGAUCCCAGUGGCACGGCGGAGCCUGCUGGCGCGCCGGCGGCCCAAGUCCAUGGUGGAGCAGAGCUCGCUAGGCGUGGGGCGCGAGGUACAGCGCAGCAGCUCAGCGGGGCUCGUGGUGAACGGCGGUCGACACCCGGGUGACCGCUGGGGUGGCAUCCUCCACGUGCCCGUGGUGGUCCAGCUCACGGCCACCGUCGGGGUGGACGACCCUGCUCCGGACAGGGGUGGCGAGUCGCGCAUCCCUCGGCCCCGAGCGCGUCAGCGGACCCCCGAGAGGGCCCCGGCGCCGCCCCACCCGGUGCCCAUGGCGCGCUCCUGGACCCCCCGGGGGGAGCCCCAGCCGCCGCCCGGAAACCCCCCGCCCAACCACUGCGUGCCGGCCAGGAGACGCCGGUACAGGCCGCUGUCCCCAAGCGACCUGCAGACCACGGGCAGCGAGUCGUCCCGCGGCAACUCCCCGGACUGACCUCGAUCCACGCCGGCGGCCAAUUCCAGUAGGGGCCCCGACCCCCAGCAGCAGCAGCCUCACACCGUGCUUUUCUAGUCAAUCUCUUCUAGUUCGCCCUCCGCGCUCCCGAGGCACGAGACAGUCUGUGUGCGUGUGUGUGACCCUGCGAGUGUCCCAGUCGGCCAGUGCCCGGAUGUUCCCGCGCACGCGCCCCGCACGCGCGGCGCAAGUUCUCCCAGUGUGCGCGGCAUGUGUGCGGUGGUCGAUGCCAGACGAGCGACUGGGCCCUCCCCGUGAAAUUCGUGUGCGUCGGUGUUUCGGACCGUGAGCCCGCAGGAGCACGGAGUUCUCAAUAUCCCAGAGGGCUCAGACGCAGGCAAGGUAUCUCUUCGUACAAGAAAAAAGGAUGUAUAGUGUGUUUUUAGGUUAUUGCGAAUGCCGUUGCCUCGGCAUAAAUGCUCUUCGUUUUCAGGGUCCCACCAGAAUCUUCGACCCACAGUCACACCGCUCCUAGAUCAUACAAAAGACAGGAGAACAUCCCUGCAGACAGUUUUUUUUGUAUGACCAGUAUUAUACAGGACCUUCGUGCAAGGAAGUUGCACGUCUCAGACACUCUCUGCAGAUCGUGUUAACGUACGAUAUGUGAGCGGUGUGGCUCUGGUUUUAGGGCGCGUCCCUCCCUCUAUGACGUCAAACUUUUACAAUUGUCCCGUGUUUUGGUUGUACGGGCUUGGUCUUGUGUUCAAACUUCCCAAAGUUUUGUUUUUUGCCGCAGAAAACACUUACGCGUUUUCGAGACGUCAAUUUCUGGGAGUCAAAUUAAUCACGAGAUUCCCGAUAGGACAUUUUAAGGUAAAGCUGUACAUUGCUGUAUGUUUCAUUUGAAGCGUGAGGCGGUGAAACUGCAUUAGAGUUCUAUUGCGGCUUGUUUCUUGUUGAGUUUCCGGCAGCUAAUAUAUUAUUUUGUUUUUUAAUAGUGUCCACCGGUGAUGUUCUUUGUAUUUAAUAAAUGCUUAUCUAUAUAGCUAUAGAUUUAAAACACCGCGCUUUUUCGGUACGAGAGAAGGUUUGAUCAAGAACGACUUGUACGGUUCUUGUUGAUAAAGUGGAAAUUUUAUUUCACUUGUCCUUUUUGGAAGGCUCGUUUCUCACCGGCGGAGGCCGCGGGAAAAGGGGAUUUCAAGCUCGACUACUUGCGGCGAUUUAAUUUUUAGUUUGUUUUUGUUUUAAAAUCAUCAUCGUAACUGGAUAGUGUAGGUUGACAAACUUCCAUGGACACAUCCUCGCAGAAGUUGAGCCCGUUCGCUCGCCCAAUGUUCGUCGCCAAGCGAUUGGAGCGCCACCCUCCUUUGCAGGCUGCGGCUGUUCUCUCUUCACUGUGGAUGCCGAGACCAGGGUGUAAGAUAGACAGGUGGGGAAACGGCCCAUAGAAGCCUACCGCAGCGCCGUGACCGGAUUGUGUACUCGUCUGCUUGCGGGUACCCCAGAUUUGCAACAGAUGGCGCUGCGGCGAAAGGAAAAAGAAUCGGAUUUGCGUGGAACUCUAUGGGAGAGUGCGCAAAAUAGACCGAGAGCACGACAGUCCUCCACUGAAAAUUCACGAGAAACCAUCUCUGUCAGUUUAGCCGGUCGCCACCGGUCGCCCACCCGGAGUGACAGUUCGCGGUGCUCCACACAGAUGGCGCCACAGAAAAAGAGAAAGCCGAGGGGUACACAAUCCGGUCACUCAUUUGGCUCUCGUUUCCCCACCUGUCUAUCUUACACCCUGGCCGAGACGUUCCUCAGGUUACAGGGGACAAAAAUAUCGGAGUUUAAAAAUGAAAUCUGUCUUGUUGAGAGUUUGUCAACCGAGUUGAUCCAGUAACGAUUAUUCGCACCCAUUUAUUUACCUUUACCAACUCUUCGGUGCGCCACCUCGCGGCUUCGGCAGGCGAUUUACGAGGGAUGUGGCCUGGGGCUUUGCGACGAGAACAUUCAUGCAUGUUCCUUGCACUGUACGUGCGGGUUUAUCUUGUACCAUUUCAUCCGUUAAACUUUCCCGUCGACCAAAAGAUACUGUACGCAAAACGAUCGGAGGCUCGGCACGAUGCAUUUAGAUAUAUCAUUUCGAGUGCAUAUUUUCUACUCGUACUAAUUCCAUCUCUGCCUUUAAACUAAAAAAUUGAAUCAAACAAUAAAGUUGACUUUUCUUUGUUAAUUCUUUCACAUGUUUAUGUCUAUGCAGUCUAUGCAGUAGCGCUGUUAAGAAAAUAAACUUGAUUGAUGGUGCCCACUAAUCUAGCCUUAACUCCUGUUUUUAGAAGAAAGAACAGCAGAAAAAAUAGUGCAGCUUGCACCUGUCAUUUACUGGAAGUUAGCGCGGUGGAGGUACCAUGCAAAUGAGAAUUAAUUGCCGAAAAAAGAAGAGUUCCAAAAUUCAGGAAUUUAUGCUUAUUUGGUCAGUUGUAGAGCAAUUCUUGAAAGAAUGCUCGUUGUAUGUUUACGCUUUUUUUAAUUAAAAAAAAUUCUAUAAUGUGAUUCAGAUCCGCUUGAACAGAAGAAUUGAGGUACCUAUAAAAGAAAAAUGGCCAUACCACUUUAUACUCAAAAACGUGUGAAUCAUAUCUAGUUACUACUUUGAAAUAUCAGCGUUCAUACCUUUAGUGCUAAGUUCAGCCACUAUAUUCUGCGCGACUUUAUUCUACGCGAAUUUCGUCCUCUCGUACGCAUCACAACUUUUUAAAUCAGAUAACGGCUGAAA